UUUUUAUUUUUUUUACUUUUGGUUUUAUUUUUAAUUGUAAUUUUUCGUCAACCCCUAAAACUCCUCAACCCGAGGUAGCAGACCCAAGUAGUAGAUGAUCAAAUAUAAUUUGGUUAACAGGGAUGAAAAAAAAAAUAUAUAUAUAAAACAAAUUGUAUUUUUAUUUUUGUUAUUAGUUGUUAAAUGAGCUGGAUAGGAUUACGAUAUACAUUGAUCCUUAGUGAUGUCUGAGCGCGUCCACGUCUUAUGAACGCGUAGACGGAAGUGUAGUGUUGUGGCUUUGAGCUUUGUACCUAAGCUUUAUGUUACAUUAAUCCAUCAUGGGACUGACAAAGCAGUAUUUGCGAUACGCUGCCAGCGCAGUUUUUGGUGUGAUCGGCAGUCAGAAAGCCAACAUUGCCUAUGUAAUCCUAAAAGGAGGAGAGAGGGGGCGGUAUGUGGCAGUUGCAGCCUGCGAACAUGUCUUUGUAUGGGAUGUACGUAAAGGAGAGAAGGUUCUAAUUCUCCAAGGUAAUAAGCAGGAGGUGACUUACUUGUGCCCUUCCCCGGAUGGUAUUCACAUGGCUGUGGGUUAUGAGGAUGGAUCGAUCCUCAUUUUCAGCCUCCUCAAUGGGGAGAGCAACGUCGCCUUCAAUGGACAUAAGGCAGAAGUCACUGUCAUCAAAUACGAUCAUCUCGGGGCGUGACUGGUGUCAGGAUCAAAGGGAACUGACACUGUAUUGGAGGUAUUCAGUGUACUGUCAGAUAGUGAGAUUAACAGAAUAAUGGAGAGGAAACUGAAGAAGGCAAAGAAAAAGGCAAAACAGGCUGGAGGAGAUGAAGAGGAAGCGGUGGUGGACAGGUCUCUUCAGGAUGAGAUCCAGAGAAUUUCCAGCAUCAAGGCUUCUGCCAAGAUCAGGUCGUUUGACUGUUUCCUGUCCCCGAAUGGAGAUCUUAAGGUGGCGUUACUGCUUCAGAACAACACAGUAGAAGUAUUCAUCCUGAAAACAGCCGGCAAGACUUCUGAAUGCACCAAGACUGCACGCCUAACUAUCGGUGGACACCGCACUGAUGUCCGCACCUUGGCCUUCAGCUCAGAUAACAUUGCUGUGCUUUCUGCCUCGGCGGAGACCGUCAAAGUCUGGAACAGAUCAACCUUGCAAGUUAUCUGAACGAUGGCUUGUGAAUAUGCGCUCUGCUCGCUUUUUGUUCCUGGAGACAGACAGAUCAUAAUAGGAACUAAGAGUGGAAAGCUGCAGAUUUUCGAGUUGUCCUCUGGAAUUCUGUUGGAAACUGUAGAUGCCCAUGAAGGAGCACUGUGGUCAAUUUCUCUUUCUCCAGACCAGAGAGGGAUUGUAUCCGGAGGAGCAGACAAGAUGGUCAAAUUCUGGGAGUUUGAACUUGUUAAGGAUGAAAACGCUGUCCAAAACAGCAAAAGACUGACUGUGAAUCAUAAGCGCACCCUGCAGCUGGACGAGGACGUCCUGUGUGUUCGCUACAGCCCUAAUCAGAGACUGCUGGCUGUGUCCCUGCUGGACUGCACUGUCAAGCUAUUUUAUACCGACACACUUAAGUUUUUCCUUUCUCUCUAUGGACACAAACUGCCAGUGCUGUGCUUGGAUAUAUCCCACGUGAGACAGUGUAUUGAUACCGGUUCAGCAGACAGAAAUGUGAAGAUUUGUCUGGAUUUUGGAGACUGCCACAAGUCACUUUUUGCUCAUGAUGACAGUGUCAUGUUCCUGCAGUUUGUGCAGAAAACGCAUCUAUUUUUCACUGCUGGAAAAGACAAGAAAAUAAAACAGUGGGACGCAGACAAGUUUGAGCACAUCCAGACUCUAGAGGGUCACCAUCGAGAAGUGUGGUGCCUGGCUGUGAGUCCCAGUGGAGAUCACAUUGUGUCGUCAUCACAUGAUAAAUCGCUCCGGCUGUGGGAGAGAACAAGAGAACCAAUCAUUCUAGAAGAGGAAAAGGAAAUGCAAAGAGAGGCAGAAUUUGAAGAAAGUGUGGGCAAAGGGGAUGAACCAGUGGUUCCUGGGGAAACCACAGGGGAGGCCGGCCUGGCUGGGAAGAAGACAAUUGAAACCAUUAAAGCUGCUGAACGAAUUAUGGAGGCCGUGGAAUUAUACAGGGAGGAAAGCAAGAAGUUGGAAGAUCACAAAAUUUCUUGUGAAAUAGCAGGGAAACAGUUACCUCCUCCUACAAUGAGUACAAUCCUGAUUGCCUUUGGAAACAUCUCUCCCUCUUGAUAUGUACUGGCUGUUAUCAGAAAAGUAAAAUCCAGUGAAUUAGAAGAGUCUCUACUAGUCUUGCCUUUCUCUUACAUUCCUGACCUCCUCACUCUCUUCAAUGAAUACAUCCAGAAUGGGCUGGAAGUUGAGCUGAUCUGUCGGUGCCUCUUUUUCCUACUCAGGAUCCAUUUUGGACAGAUCACCAGCAAUCAAAUGCUGUUGACAGUGAUGGACAGUCUCAGGACAAAUACAAUUUCUAGAGUAAAGAAAAUUAGGGAUGUUCUUGGAUUCAAUAUGGCAGGCCUGCAGUUUUUACAGCGUGAGAUUGAAAGUAAAGAAGACGUGACCUUCUUUGCUGAUGCCACAGACCGGUUUGAGGACAAGAAAAGGAAAAGAAAGAAAAGGGAGAGAGCCAUUCUUGCAAUUGCCUAA
Molecule: messenger RNA, 2639 nt
Organism: Polyodon spathula (Mississippi paddlefish)
Lineage: Eukaryota; Metazoa; Chordata; Actinopteri; Acipenseriformes; Polyodontidae
Product: WD repeat-containing protein 3-like
Biological process (GO): maturation of SSU-rRNA
Cellular component (GO): Pwp2p-containing subcomplex of 90S preribosome; small-subunit processome
Molecular function (GO): snoRNA binding; protein binding
Source: RefSeq, a predicted model, not a curated record